CGUUGACCGUCAUCGUUCUGGUUUAGAGAGAAACAAAUCGUUCCUGUAUUUUAGUACUAAACUUUUUACUUUAAAUCGACAAAAAAAUAGAACAACAUGGGAAAUGCUGACACAAAGUUAAAUUUUCGAAAAGCAGUUGUACAAUUAACAUCAAAAACACAGGUGAUUGAUGCUUCAGAUGAUAAUUUUUGGGAUCAAUUUUGGUCUGAAAAUGUGACUAAUGUACAAGAUAUUUUUACUUUAAUCCCUGCACCUGAAAUUCGAAUACUAAGGGAAGAAGCUCCUUCUAAUUUAGCCACAUUGUGUUACAAAGCAGUGGAAAAAUUAGUAAAAGCAGUUGAUAAUAGUUGUAGAACCCAGAGAGAACAACAAACUGUUUUAAACUGUUGUCGCUUGUUAACAAGAUUAUUACCAUAUAUUUUUGAGGACCCUGAUUGGAAGGGAUUCUUUUGGUCCAGUUUACCUGGUAAAGAAGAUGAAGAGAGUAUACCAUUGGCUCAUUCGUUACUCAAUGCUCUUUGUGAUUUACUAUUUUGUCCUGACUUUACAGUAGCUGCAAAUAGAAAAUCUGGCCCUGAUAAAGCAGAAGAACUGCAAUCUAUAGAUAGUUGUGAAUAUAUCUGGGAAGCUGGUGUGGGAUUUGCACAUUCACCUCCUAGAUAUCCAAUUUUAGAUUCGAACAGAACAGAAUUAUUAAAGUUAUUACUCACUUGCUUCAGUGAAAGCAUGUAUGAUCCUCCCUUGGAUUUGUCAGUGACUCCAAACAGGUGGAUUCAAUAUUUAACUAGUUCUGAAAAUAGACAUGCUUUACCUAUGUUCACAUCAUUGUUGAAUACAGUAUGUGCAUAUGAUCCUGUUGGACUUGGAGUGCCAUACAAUCAUUUAUUAUUUACUGAUUCAUUAGAACCAUUAGUUGAUGUUGCAUUACAAAUCCUUAUAGUAACACUAGAUCAUGAUACUAGUGGUGGUACUCCAUUAGAAGAAGGAAAUAUUGGAGAUAAUUUAUUCAUUAAUUAUCUGAGUCGAAUUCACAGAGAUGAAGAUUUUCAGUUUGUAUUAAAAGGUAUUACAAGAUUAUUAAAUAAUCCAUUAAUGCAGACGUAUUUGCCAAAUUCAACUAAGAAAGUACAUUUCCACCAAGAAUUAUUGGUACUUUUUUGGAAAAUGUGUGACUAUAAUAAGAAAUUUUUAUACUAUGUACUAAAAAGUUCAGAUGUUCUUGAAGUACUAGUACCUAUAUUGUAUCAUUUAAAUGAUUCGCGUGCAGAUCAAUCUCGUGUUGGAUUAAUGCAUAUAGGCGUAUUUAUUUUACUACUAUUGAGUGGAGAACGUAAUUUCGGUGUUAGAUUAAAUAAACCAUAUACGGCUACUGUACCUAUGGAUAUUCCCGUUUUUACAGGUACACAUGCUGAUUUGUUGGUCACUGUAUUUCACAAGAUAAUCACAACUGGACACCAAAGAUUACAACCAUUAUUUGAUUGUUUACUAACAAUUCUAGUCAAUGUGUCUCCAUACCUUAAAACUCUAUCAAUGGUGGCUAGUACUAAGCUAUUACAUUUACUUGAAGCAUUUAGUACUCCUUGGUUUUUAUUUUCAGCACCUACCAAUCAUCAUUUGGUAUUUUUUCUUUUGGAAAUCUUUAACAAUAUCAUUCAGUAUCAAUUUGAUGGAAAUAGUAACUUGGUUUAUACUAUAAUACGUAAAAGGCAAGUGUUUCAUGCAUUAGCAAAUUUACCAAGUGACUGUAAUACAAUCGCAAAAUCUCUCAGUAAAAGACAACGACGACAUGUACCCGCUAGUACAUCUAAUGAAAAUGUCAAUGAAGCAGCAAUGGAAGGUUCACAUCCUGCACAACCUGCAGAACCUGGAACUUUGAAAGCAACCUUAUUAGAAACACCAGGUAUUGAAAAAAUGACUGAGAAGGAGUCUGCACAUCCAUUAAGUCCUUCAGUAAAUAUUGAUGUAGGAAAACCUAAUCAUCAAAAUAACGUGAAUGCUGCAGAGGAUUUAAUGAAUUCUACUUCUAAAAGUUCUGUUAUACCGAAAGGCGGUAUCAGAGUGGCAGAACAUAUGAAUUCUUCUAAUAAUAUAAAUCAGUGGGUUCCUUCUAGCGAAUGGGUAUAUCAAUGGAAAAGUAAACUUCCAUUACAAACUAUUAUGCGAUUGCUUCAAGUUCUCGUACCUCAAGUUGAAAAGAUAUGCAUUGAUAAGGGACUUACUGAUGAAAGCGAAAUUUUGAAAUUUCUGCAACAUGGUACAUUAGUUGGCUUAUUACCAGUACCACACCCUAUUCUUAUUAGAAGAUAUCAAGCAAACCCUGGAACAACUGCUUGGUUUAGAACAUAUAUGUGGGGCGUUAUAUAUAUAAGGAAUGUCGAACCACCGAUUUGGUAUGAUACUGAUGUAAAAUUAUUUGAAAUCCAAAGAGUUUAAACACGAUGCAUAUUAUUAAGUAAAUUAUUAUUAGCUUUAGCACUGAAAUUUCUAUAUUAUUCUUACAUGAGGUAUCAUUCCUUAAUAUAAAAGAAGAAAUUUCAGUGAUCUAUACUUACUAUAAAUUGCACCA
Molecule: messenger RNA, 2566 nt
Organism: Bombus pascuorum
Lineage: Eukaryota; Metazoa; Arthropoda; Insecta; Hymenoptera; Apidae
Product: protein HID1
Exons: 12
Coding region: 97-2433 (778 amino acids)
Cellular component (GO): Golgi trans cisterna; Golgi medial cisterna; membrane
Source: RefSeq, a predicted model, not a curated record